AUGAGUGAUGAUAAGACGGGCGCCGACGGCCUCCACACCACUGGCCUCACCACCGACGAGGCCCUCAAACGGCUCUAUCAGCAGAUCGACGAACAGCUCCAAGAAAGUCGAUUAACCAUCACCUCAUGUCUUCAGAUGACAAUCCACACCAGUGUCUCACACUAUCCUUACCACUACCUCCAGGUGCGACCGUCUGGCGCCGACACCACGAAGUAUCUGCUGUUGGAAUCGUUCGGGUACUCAUCGAUCAGUUCCACAUUCAGGUGGACAUCGAUGGCACUGCUCUUGUACUCAACGAUCGUCUAUUACAUCGGCUAUGGUUUCGGUCACUUCACGGCUCGCGUUCCACUCCUCAUCGAAGCCACGAUUCUUGUGGUGAUUCUGGUCUUCAACACUGGCCUCACCUUCUGGAACACGAAGUCCCGACACCUGGAGAUCAGACGCAAGGCUCGCCUACUGUCCCUUCAGAUCAAGCAGUGCUAUAACAGCCAAAAGUUGAUCGACUUAUGGAAAUCCAUGCGAUACUACCCGCACCUCAACACUCCUCAGUCGCCCUGUAUUUCCCUUCAGUGGACUUUCCGCGACCGCCGACGAGUCAAUCUGCCGGUGCCUCUGCUGGUGGCCGGAGAUGUCAUUCUGUUGAGCCCCGGGAGGGCAGCGCCAGCCAAGUGCCGGUCCAUCGAACAGGUCGUGCCGUUAGUGGUGGCGCCCAAUCAGACAUAUCCCGGCUCUGAAGCCUCGGUCACCAUCACAACGACCGCCACAACGGCCACUGAAUACUAUCUAAACGCCGGCGAACUCUUCGUGCCGUCCGUCGACUUCGCCGCCGACUCGUUCGCCAUCCCUCGCCUGCGACGAGCGGCCAAACCCAUCCGUUUCGUAGUCCUCGAGACGCCGUUUAUCACUGACCUGAAGGCAGCCCUCUCUCGACAGUCGACCCGCAACUACGCCACCGCUUUCGAGAAGGAGCUGAACCUGAUAUCCGUCCGCUAUGUCGAGCGCCUCAUAAUACCACUCAUUUGGACGAUAGCCACGUUGGCAUCGGUUGUCCACUACGGAUACCUGGAGUCGUUGGGCAACGAAAUGGUGACCACGUGGUCGGCAUCGAUCACACUGUUGCUGUUGAGACCGGUGUUGGCUAUACUACCAUUGCUGCCACUGGCACUACCACUGUGCUGGCUAAUGCUCAAUGUGUACGGCUUGUCGCAUCUGUUCCAAGUCUGUGCCUCUAAUUUCGACAAACAGGACAUCACUAACAUUCAGGGCAGUCCCGGCAGUAUACUCACCGGUAGUAACAUUGGCCGCGCGAAGGAACAGUACUUCAAGUCAAGCAAAGAGUUUUAUAUGGAGGAACUGGAUUCAGAGCGCUCUAACGUACCGCUCAUCGACUCGAAGCUCAGCUGUUUUGAUAUGAUCUUCAAAAUGAAAGACCUGUUGUCCAGUAACGACACUAACCUCUGGCGUACGGCUAAUCUGCUACACGUCUUGGGAAGUAUAACUGCCUUUUGUUGUGUCGACAAAAAGGGAAUCCUCUCGUGGCCUAACCCUACUGUCGAUAAAGUAUUUUUCUUAACCGCCAAUCACUCGAAGAUUAAUAAAAAUGUUUCGGACGACGAAAGCGACAGCGAUUCCGAAGACGACACGGAUUCCGAUCGCAAUCAAAGCCACGAAAAGGACAAACGAAAGCAUAAAACUUCAUUGAUGUCGAGCUCGAAGGCAGAGGCCAUGCAACUCGACAUAACCCACGACCCGCACAACGCCUAUGGCCUCCAGUUUGACGACACGGAGUGGCAGAAGUACUUAUCAAACCUGAAGCCUCUGGGGUUAGCCAUACUGUUGAACACUUGCAACCAAGAGGCUCAGGAGGAGUUCAUCCAAUUCUGUGAUCACGUGGCCUGUGAGUCGUUACACAAUGAGGCGGCUGUUCCGGUGGUGAACAAGCGGUGUCUGUGUGAACUGGCCCGACAGAUAGGGUUCACUGAGAAUGCCAUCAAAGGCUAUGAAUACAACUCACAGAUCGCAAUGUUUCGACACAUCCGGCCCGAAGUCAUACAAAAGGGAAAGUUGGCUAAGAGUCUCAACUUUCCGCGCCUUAAGAUGCCUUUCCCUAACAUGACAUCAGCGGUCAUUAAAGACGUCUAUUCCAACACAUUCCAGAUCUUUAGUCAGGGAACGGGUGAUCUGGUGCUGGACGCCUGUACCGAAUACUGGGACGGACACGACCUGUCGGUGCUGACCGACUCGGACCGCAAGCGAAUACUCGACUUUUACCACCGAAGUAGUCUCACCUCCUAUUGCACCGCAUUUUCUUACGUUCCGCUGAAUUCACUGCAGGAAACCCUUAGUCUAAACGACUGUUACAUUGAAUUGACUCCCGAUUCGAGUCAUUUGUUUCCAUCCCAGAAGAGCUUAGACUUGAGUUUGCGAUCGUCUGAACAUCACCACCACAACCACCUACAGGUGAUCGCCGGCGAUAAGUUUGCCACCUCCAAGGCCUCCAGAGCCAUCACUUGUCAUCGGACUCCCUGCAUCCGAUUCGUGCACUUUUCCAAAGAGAAUGAGUUGAGGAGUCGUGUGUUCUCUGAGAAGAUGGGUCUGGAGUCGGGCUGGAACUGUCACAUCUCACUCCUCAACGAUGACGUCCACCACAUCGAUGGCCAAUACGGAGGGGCCAACGCCUCCCAGUUGUAUCACUUCUGCGACACAUCGAAGGGCUCGAAGACGUCGUUAAUACACGAGACGCAGACCAUUGCCAUCAACACUGUCUGCCGGUCCCAAAGCGCGCCGGGAUCUGUCAAUCUGGAGAUCUCUACCGUUAAGUUCGCCGAUGACUGCGAUGUUGACGCCAAUGAUCACAACGAGAGUGUCGGCAGUGAUAGUCAACAGGAGCUGAACGCAGAUAACGGCGCUCUAUUGCAACGCACGCCCAGCGAUGGUGACAAUGACAGCCGGCGUAUGAGUAAAGCCACGUCCAAUCUAUCGCCCAGUCCUUCCCGGGUCACCACCAGCACCGGCACCGACAAUAGCGCGCCCAUUGCCUUCGACAUGUCCAACCGCGCGAAACUUCCCAAAGGCAUUGAAAACAUACGGCCGCACCUGGAGAGCGUGGAUAACGUUCCCCUAUUAGUCUCACUGUUCACAGACUGUACGGCCGACGCCACCAAAGAGAUGAUACGAAUAAUGCAAGAGUACGGAGAAGUGGUGUGUGUUGUGGGCAGUGCUGCCAAUAUUGCCAACGUUCCCAUAUUUCUUCAGGCGGAUGCCAGUAUUGGUGUGGAGCCGAUGUACCCACAGGUGUGCAUAACGGAGCCCAUCAAAGAGGCCGACGGUUACAUUGAAUCUCUUCCGGACAACUUCGUGGGGCCCACAGAUUUGGCGCGACAGUUGGUCACCCUUCCCUGCUCGCUAUCGCUAUACCGCCAGAACUCUAUUAUCUUCUAUCAGUUGAUCCUCGAGGCGCGACAUUAUAUGUUGAAAAUGCGGAACUGUUUCCAAUUCUUCCUCAGCUCUUGUCUUAGUCUGAGUUUAGCCCAACUCUUGACUUCGUUGCUAUUCCUGCCGCCACUCCUGUCACCGGGCGUUGUCCUGUGGUUGGCUUGUAUUGUACUUCCAAUCUUGAGCUCUUCGCUAAUGGGAACCGAUGUGGACGACAAAGUGAUGACAAUCGCCACCGGAAAGAAGUUGCAUUUAAAUAAAGAGGUUUUCAUUGAUUUUUACAUUACAUUGACUCGAGAUAAUGAUGACCGAUGUCUGACUCCCAUUGUCUUCCAGAGUAUACUCUACUUCUUCAUGUGUUACUUAAUAAAGUUCGCGCCGUCAGUAUUAGUGAGUGUUUUGUGUUUCGGUCUAAUCAUUGGCCACUCGUGUCACGACAUGCAUGUGGGUCUCCUGACAGCCGGUCCCUGUUGGAUGUUCUCAGACGUCAAAGCCAACACAACCGUCAAAACAGCCGACUUCUUCUGGGCCUCUCAUCUACUCAUUGGUCAGACAAUCGCCUCAUUAUUCCUCGUCUUAUAUAUCGUUUGUACCGCUUUUUCAGUGAUCAUAUCAAUCGGUUUUGUUCACCGAAAUCAUCUGAUUUGGCAAAGAAGUCCACUGACCAACAAGUGGUGGAUAUUCAUAUCAAUCGGACUGUUGAUCAGUCACGCGUUGCUCUGUUUGAUUGAAAUCAGUCUUUACGUGCGAUCCGUGCGUAUCGCCACUCAAUUCAUUGCCUCCAUUCCCGUCUACGUCUGGUGUUUGGGAUUCUUGUGGCCAUUGCUUCUCAUAUCCAUCAAUACUAUCACUAAAAGACACGAAAUUAAGUACGAAUUGAAGCGAUUAGUUUAUUUCCGACAGCAGCGAAGGGCUCGACUUGAGUUCGGCACUAAACUCGGAAUGAAUUCCCCCUUUUGAUUGCCAUUCAUGCAUAGACUUACCAUUAUUAUGUCAAUUAUACCUUAUAAGCAUAUGCCGUUUACUCAUUAGCACCGGUACCAAUAUCCAAGUCUUAUAUAAUGUUUGUACAAAAUUAUCAAAUAUUUUCUACGGUAAUCAUUGCACGUUCGAAGGGAACGGUAUUUUCAAUGUUUGUUAUAUUUUUGUAAUUUAUAUCCUAUAUAAUCCCUUUGUAUUGUUAUUAAGUCUAUAUAUUUGUAAAAUAUGCGUAA
Molecule: messenger RNA, 4649 nt
Organism: Oppiella nova
Lineage: Eukaryota; Metazoa; Arthropoda; Arachnida; Sarcoptiformes; Oppiidae
Source: the annotation of a GenBank genome assembly